GCUACAGCCGUCGGAGCAUGAUGUUGUUUCUGGUCAAGAAUUGGACCAAGCAUGCGCUGCAGGCAAGGUACCCGCUGACGUUCUUCCAGGUGUUGAUGCGAACGGCAACGAAGAACAUGAAGAUGCGCCGAACCUACAACUUGAGUCCGGAAACCGUCGCUCUUCUUCGUCGACGAUAUCUUCCUUGCAUGCUGAUCCAAUAGUAGAGACCAGUAAAAAGCGAAAACAAGGAGGUAAAACCGAGAAAGAGAAGGCGACGACAGGUGUCGCGAAGAGCAAGCCCGAAACAUUUUUCGCCACAAACGCGGACGGUUCCGUGACCUACGUGAGCCGACAUCCGGAGAAAAGCUUGAGCGCACUGCAAGCAGCAGGGACCAAGUGCAAC
Amoebophrya sp. A120 is the source of this 385-nucleotide messenger RNA. NCBI's taxonomy places the organism in Eukaryota, Dinophyceae, Syndiniales, Amoebophryaceae. The record is from the annotation of a GenBank genome assembly.